AUGUCCGCCCCAAUCCUCCUCCUGAAAACCAAAUCCUCCCCCCAAGAUGGCUACGAGGAAUUCUUCACCUCAAAGAACUACACACCGACCUUCGUCCCCGUCCUCGAACACCGCUUCCACCAACAAAACCUAGCCAAGGUCCAGCACCUCUUCAACAGCAACGCAUUCACCACAACGAAAGACCAUGCAAAGAAAUACGGCGGGCUGAUCUUCACCAGCCAGCGCGCAGUCGAAGGCUUCGCCUCCAUGAUCGAAAACGCAGAUGUCUUCAACAUCCCCUCCGACCCACUGGUUCUAUACACCGUUGGACCCGCGACUGCGCGGACACUCACAACGCUCCGCGACAAGCAUUUACCGCAAGCGACGAUCUACGGCGCCGAUGCCGGGACGGGAGCCAAUCUGGCGCAGAUGAUGCUGGAGCAUUAUAAUGGGUUGUAUCCUGGUGAGAAGCCGGGACUCCUCUUCCUUGUUGGGGAGGUGAGGCGGGAUAUCAUACCCAGGACUUUGAUGGAUGAGGGUCUAGGGGAGAGGAGGAUAGGUGUUGAGGAGGUGGUUGUGUAUGAGACUGGGGUGAUGGAGAGUUUUGAGGGUGAUUUUGGGGGGUGGAUGCAGAAGUAUCAUGAGGGUGUUGUGUGGGUGGUUGUGUUUUCGCCGACGGGGUGUGAGGCUAUGUUGAGGGUUCUUGGGCUUGGGCCUUUUGCUUCGGGUGCGCGACGGGGGAGGGUGUUUGUUGCUACUAUUGGGCCUACGACGAGGGAUCAUCUUAGGGAUGAGUUUGGGUUUGAGGCGGAUGUUUGUGCAGAGAAGCCUAGUCCUGAGGGGGUUUUGGAGGGGAUUGAACGGUUUAUGAAGUCUUAG
Molecule: messenger RNA, 858 nt
Organism: Penicillium olsonii
Lineage: Eukaryota; Fungi; Ascomycota; Eurotiomycetes; Eurotiales; Aspergillaceae
Source: the annotation of a GenBank genome assembly